Messenger RNA from Xiphophorus couchianus (Monterrey platyfish), 9706 nucleotides. It is a transcript of the gene tecta, whose product is annotated as tectorin alpha. The transcript has 23 exons. The record is from RefSeq and is a predicted model, not a curated record. Gene Ontology annotation, biological process: cell-matrix adhesion. Gene Ontology annotation, molecular function: protein binding. NCBI's taxonomy places the organism in Eukaryota, Metazoa, Chordata, Actinopteri, Cyprinodontiformes, Poeciliidae. The coding region runs from base 37 to 6627 and encodes 2196 amino acids.
CUCUCCUCAUCUCCCUUUUUCUUUCCUUAUUUUAGGAUGGUCAGACGUUGCUGUCCACUCACGCUGCUCCAACUCUUAAGCGUUUUUGCACAAACCAGAGCUCUUACUCAGGAUCUUUUGUACCCAUAUGGACCGGCUCAUCGGGAUCUUGAAACUCCGAAGAUGGAUGACGGGAGUUCAGUUGAAAUUCCUUUGCUCAUUCCCUUCAUUUUCUUCAACGCCCCCUACCGUUCCAUCUAUGUCAACAACAACGGCGUGAUCUCCUUCAACGUUCAGGUUAGCCAGUUCACGCCUGAGGCUUUCCCUCUGAGCGACAGCAGGUCUUUCAUUGCUCCGCUAUGGGCAGAUGUGCACAACGGCAUCCGUGGAGAUGUCUACUACAGAGAGACCACCGAUCCCGUACUGCUGGAGAGGGCGACGCAGGAUGUCCGCAGGCACUUCAAAAACAUGCCCAGCUUCACAGCCACCUGGGUCUUUAUGGCAACGUGGCACCAGGUCACCUUCUACGGAGGGAGCCAGACCACGCCGGUGAACACUUUCCAGACGGUACUGAUCUCAGAUGGCGCAGCUUUCUUCAGCAUGUUCAACUACGGGGAAAUUACAUGGAGCACAGGAACGGCCAGCGGGGGAGAUCCUCUGACUGGACUCGGUGGAACGACGGCUCAGGCAGGUUUUAAUGGAGGCGAUAUCGGUCACUUCUUCAACCUACCGGGAUCCCGGUCAAACGAUGUGGUGAACAUCGAACAGACGACCAACGUAAAUAUUCCUGGACGCUGGUUUUUCCGUGUUGACACCGAACUGAUAGAUCCUGCCAACGGCUGCAGCUACAACGGACGGUAUUACAGACGAGGGGAGAUCUUUUGGAUGUCUGACCAGUGCUCCCAGCGCUGCCGAUGUCUUGACAUAAAUAACGAGGUUCAGUGCCUGGAGGCCCCAUGUGGACAGUUUGAGAACUGCGAGCAGCAGGAUGGGGCCUUUUACUGCCAGCCUACGCGCACCAGCACCUGCGUGGUAUUUGGAGACCCUCACUAUCACACCUUUGAUGGCUUCCUCUACCACUUCCAAGGCACCUGCUCCUACCUGCUGGCCCGGCCGUGCUGGGAGAUGGUAGGACUGCCGUUCUUCAGCGUGGAGGCCAAAAACGAAAAUCGCGGCGUUACCACGGUGUCCUGGUUACGAGACGUGACGGUGGAGGUCUACGGCCAUAGAGUGAUGAUACCUAAAAGCAGUUUGGGAAAUGUCCAGGUGGACGGCUUGAUGAAGACAUUGCCAGUCCAACUGGAGCUUGGUGCCGUAAAAGUCUACCAGUCUGGAGUUGCUGUUGCUCUAGAAACAGACUUUGGACUGCUGGUGACCUACGACGGCCAGCACUACGCCUCCAUCUCCUUACCAAGCUCCUACUUCAACAACACCUGUGGCCUUUGCGGAAACUACAACGACGACCCUGCAGACGAUCCCGUGCUUCCGGACGGCUCUCUUGCGGAAAGCGUGGUGGAGUUGGGAGGCAGCUGGCGAGCAGAAGACACCGACUGGAGGUGCACCGAUGGCUGUGCUCAGAACUGCAGCGUUUGCGACCCCGUCACAGAAGCCAUGUACUUUCGCUCGGACUACUGCGGGCUUAUAAACAAAACCGACGGACCCUUUCGAGACUGCAGAGCGGUGGUGGACCCCACGGCAUUUGUAUAUAGCUGUGUGUAUGAUAUGUGCAGCAACAGGGAUAACAUCACCACGCUGUGCUACGCCAUCCAGGCCUACGCUUUAGCAUGUCAGGCCCUUGGAGUCACAAUACGACCCUGGAGAACGCGCACAUUCUGUGCUAUGUCCUGUCCGGAGUUCAGCCAUUAUGAAGUGUGUACCACUGCGUGUCCGGCCUCCUGCUCGGACCUUACCGCGCCCCUGUACUGCGCUCACCCCUGCACAGAGGGCUGCCAGUGCGAACCCGGCUACGUCCUCAGCAGCAACCACUGCGUGCAGCAGGACGACUGCGGCUGCGAACACAACGACCUUUAUUAUCCGCUCAACCACACGUUCUGGGCCGGCCCCGGCGGGGAGGAAGGCGACUGCUCCCUCCGCUGCACAUGCGGGUUUGCCGGGGAAGUCUCCUGUUUCAAUGAGUCCUGCAAGGAGGGCGAGGUGUGUGUGGCCGAGCUGGGCUUGCUGGGCUGUUACCCUCGGAGGGAGGGAGUUUGCUCGGUCACCCAGAACUCGGUGACAUCCAGCUUUGAUGGCACCUUCCUGCUGUUUCCGGAUGACAGCUCCUACUACUUGCUGAAGCUGUGUGGUCCGGUACCGGCUAACGGGUCAGUGGUGGAGGUGAAGAUUGGCAGGCGGCUCGUGAACAAAGGUCCCACUUGGAAGAGACCUGUGAUAGUAACCGUAGCUAACCUGGAGGCACAGAUGGGUGGUACAGAUUUUGAUACAGUAAAGGUGAAUGGCGAAUCGGUUGUUCUGCCGUUCAUCCAUCCAAUGGAGACCAUGAUGAUCUACAGGGCACCAGGAAAUGCGACCGUGGUGGAGUCCAGAGGUCUGCUCCGUGUCCACUACACCCGCCAGGGAUUCCUGAACAUCUCCCUCUCCACCAUCUUCUACAACGUUACCUGUGGCUUAUGCGGCGUCUUCAACAGCAACGCCACGGACGACCUGCGCCUGCCCAACGGGCGCCUGGCUGAAAAUACCGAACAGUUCACAGAGGGAUGGAAAUCCAUUGCAGACGACCUUACAUGCAACGGGGACUGCGACGACCUGUAUCGCAUGUGCACAGACCUUCGCCUUUACCAGAGUCCCUGGAUGUGUGGAAACAUCAACGACCCGGGGAACAGCUCCUUCCUGGCCUGCCACUCGGUGGUCAACCCUUCGCCGUUCUUCAGGAACUGCCUGUACAACAUGUGCAUUAGGGCAGGAAAUCGGUCGGCCCUUUGCUCCUCUCUGCAGGCGUACGCCACAGCCUGCCAGGAUGCCCAAGUGGCCCUCGCCUCCUGGAGGAGUGCGACCAACUGCCCUCUUCCUUGUCCAGAGAACAGCCAUUUUGAGGAAUGCACCACCGCUUGCCCUUUGACCUGCACCAACCUGGAUGAGCCCGAGGAGCCGUGCCCUCUGCCUUGCCAGGAAGGCUGCCAAUGUGAAGAAGGCUUUGCGAUGCGGGACGGCCUGUGCGUGGCCCGGAGCGACUGCGGCUGCAUGUACCACGGCCACCAGGUGUCCACCAACCAGACUUUCUGGACUGACUGGGAAUGCCAGGAGCGCUGCUACUGCAACGGCUCCGACAACAGCGCGUACUGUCAGCUCGCACCCUGCCACCCCGAGGAGUACUGCCAGGAGAACGACGGCCUGUACUUCUGCCAGCCACGCACCGAGGCCCUGUGUGUGGCCGCAGGUUACGGCCAUUUUCAGGCAUUCACCGGCGUGCCGUUUGAGCUUCAGAGCUCCUGUACUCUCAAGAUGGCCACCACCGUUUGUAGGCGCAGAGAGCCGGCGGGGACAAGUGGAGUUUUUCCUCGGUUUAAACUGGCGGUUCGCAAUGAGGAACGAGACACAGGGCAGGCCAUCUGGGUGAGGGGCUUCAUGCUGGAGGUCUACGAAUACGAGGUGGAGGUUUCUCGAAGCUACAAAAACACUGUAACUGUCAACAAGGAGCGCCUGUUCCUUCCCUUGAAGCUGGGCCCGGGGAAGGUCAACAUCACUUCCUUGGGGAUGCUGCUUGUUCUGGAAACGGAUUUCGGCCUGAAGGUGUCGUAUGACUGGAACACGCUCCUCCUUUUGACUUUACCAAGAGACCUCUACAACGCCUCCUGCGGCCUCUGCCAGGGCGUGCCCUUCUCCCCGCCCACGCUGAGCUCCACGGACUGGGCCAUGACCUGGGCGGAGAGGGACACCUUCUGCCAGGUGGGCUGCGGCGACUCCUGUCCACGCUGCGGGCUCGGGGAGAAGAGCAUGCCCAACAGCGCCCCCCUCAUGGUGGGUGACUCCAGCAUGAUUAGCGAUAACGAGGACGAGCCGAACGGAGUCGCCACCGGCAUACGCUUCCACGUCGGGGACGGACUCUACGUGUUCGUGGAGCCGGAGGCCGUCAGGCUGUGUGGGCUGAUUGUGGACCGGGGAGGCGCGUUUGCACGCUGUCACAGCAAGGUGGCGCCGGCGUUCUUUUAUCAGAGCUGCCUGCAGGACACUUGUUUGGAUCAAGGAGCUCUGGAUACAAUCUGUAACUGGCUGCAGAUCUACGCCAGCACCUGCCAAAUCCAGGGUGUGCCUUUAACCGGCUGGAGGAGUGACACGCCAUGUGUCCAGAGCUGUCCUCUGAACAGCCAUUACUCCAGCUGCAUGUCGGUGUGCCCGCCCCAGUGCGCCCCCGCCCGCGGCCAGCGGGACUGCAGCCAGGACUGCGUGGAGGGUUGCCAGUGCGACCUGGGCUACGUGCUCAACGGCAAGAGCUGCAUCCUGUCCCAGAACUGCGGCUGCUACACCGACGGAAAAUACUACGAGCCCAAACAGCUGUUCUGGAACAACGACUGCACCAAGCGCUGCCAGUGCAUCGGGCGGAACCUGAUCCAGUGCGACCCGCGGCGCUGCAAGGCGGAGGAAGAGUGCACUCUGCGAUUCGGGGUCCGGGGCUGCUUCGCGCGGCGCUCUCAGCACUGCGUAGCAUCGGGCGGCGGCGUCUUCAGGACCUUCGACGGGGCGUCGCUGCGUCUCCCGGCCUCCUGCUCCUUCGUCCUGUCCACAAACUGCCGCAAGCUGCCCGACCUCUCCUUCCAGCUCAUCGCUAACUUCGAUAAAUGGAGCACGCCCAACCUCACCACCAUCUCUCAUGUCUACCUCUACAUAAACGAGGAGAACAUACUGAUCUCUGGCAGCACCGUCAAGGUGAACGGGACGCCCGUGUCCGUCCCGUUCCUAACGGGCCUGAUGACGCGUCUGUCCACGUCUGAGGGCUUCAUCGUCAUCGACACGCCGCAGGACAUUCAGGUGCGCUACAACCACUUCAACACCCUCAGCAUCACCAUGGGCCAGCGGCUCCAGAACAAGGUGUGCGGCCUGUGUGGAAACUUCAACGGAGACCCCAACGACGACUACAUCACCUCCAGGGGCAAACCGGCCAUCAGCGCGCUGGAGCUGGCCCAGAGCUGGAAGACCAACGGCAUGCAGAACAGUUGUGACGAGACCCAGUACGUGGCUUUAGCCCAGUCCUGUGACAACACGGCCGUCCUGGCGCUGCAGGGCGAAGAGGCCUGUCAGAAGCUGACCCAGCUGAAGGGCUUCUUCCAGCCGUGCCACGGCCUGCUGGACCCGCAGCCCUUCUACCAGUCCUGCUACCUGGACGGCUGCUACAACCACCGCAAGGCGCAGGUCUGCGGCUCCCUGGCAGCCUACGCCGAGGCCUGCCGCUCCCUAGGAACCCUGACCACCAAGUGGAUCACCCAGGAGAACUGCUCAGAAUGGAUCUAUGACCCGUGCGCCGGAGAAAUCUGCACAAACUUCACCUGCGAGUUGGAGAACGGCGGCGACCUGUGCGGCUGUCCGGAGCUGCCCACCAACCCUGCAGGUGAGGACGACAUCAUCCAAGCGGAGGUGAACUGCAAGCACGCCCAGAUGGAGGUCUCCAUCUCCAAGUGCAAGCUCUUCCAGCUGGGCUUCGAACGCGAAGACGUGAGGAUCAACGACGAGCGCUGCGCCGGCAUCGAGGGCGAGGAUUUCAUCUCCUUCCACAUCAACAACACCAAAGGCCACUGCGGCUCCAUCGUCCAGUCUAACGGCACGCACAUCAUGUACAAGAACACCGUCUGGAUCGAGAGCGUCAACAACACCGGCAACGUCAUCACCAGAGACAAAACCAUCAACGUGGAGUUUUCCUGCGCCUACGAGCUGGACCUGAAGAUCUCCCUGGAGACGGUCCUGAAGCCCAUGCUCAGCGUGAUCAACCUCACCCUGCCGACCCAGGAGGGAAACUUCAUCACCAAGAUGGCGCUGUACAAGAACUCGUCGUACCGCCACCCGUACCGGGAGGGCGAGGUGGUGCUGAGCACGCGGGACAUCCUGUUCGUAGGCGUGUUCGUGGAGGGGGCGGACGUCAACCAGCUCAUCCUCAUCGUGAACAUGUGCUGGGCCACGCCGUCGCGCUACAGCAGCGACAGAUUGCGCUACAUCAUCAUAGAGAGGGGGUGUCCGAACACGAAGGACAACACCAUUGGGAUGGCGGAGAACGGCGUGUCCCUCACCUGCCGCUUCCACGUCACCGUCUUCAAGUUCAUCGGCGACUACGACGAGGUGCACCUGCACUGCGACGUGUCGCUGUGCGACUCGGACACCAACGCCUGCAAAGUGAACUGUCCACACAAGAGGAGGAUGUACUCGGAGGACAGCGAGCACAAGGAGCACAUCCUGUCAGUGGGACCCAUCAGGAGGAGAGAGUCCGACUGGUGUGAGGAAGACAACGGUGGCUGUGAGCAGAUCUGCACCAGUAAGGGAACUGGGCCCAUCUGCAGCUGUGUGACUGGGAUGCUGCAGCCUGAUGGGAAAAGCUGCCGCACUCUGAGCUCGUCCUGUAAGGUCGCCCCUGCUCUGCCUCUGCUGGGUGCCAGCGCCGUAAUCUCCAUCAUCCUCACCCACUUUAACUCCUUCAUCGUCUCCUAACAGCCACAGCAGCCAAACGCCAAACAGGAAAGACUUGAAGACGAGGCGGGAAUUUGAAUUUCUGGGUGCAGAUGUAAAAAUAGCUCUUUGUAGAACGCUGUAAAGCUUCUGUUCUUUAGAUUCAUCAGGAUUUCUAAUUUAAAGUGUGUAGAGGUUGUGUUUUUUUAAAAUGUUUUUUUUUAAGUUUCUGAUUGUUUUCCUUUUUUAUGGAAGUAUUGUGUUAAUAAUAAUCACCACCAGAUGGCGCCAAAGAAGCAAACAUCUUCAAAUCUAAACAGUGGAAUUUGAGGUGGAUUAAAUGUGAAAGUCAGGGAGAGAUAGUGAUUAAAUUAUUAUAAACUACAUUUCUUGGUGAAAUAAAACAUGAUUGGAUAGUUUGACAGUCAGAACUGUAAGAAUAAAAUCUGAAACUGGCCUUUUUAAGUGUUACCUCUGGCAUAACAGCCGCAUCUACAAUAAACACUCAAUGAAUUGAGUCACAGAAUGACAUUUUUGUUGCAAUCUGUUUUUCAUUUGUUCAGAUAGUUUGUGAGGAUUUUCUUGCAGCAUCUCCAAGCUGAAGUUCUGUUGAACUGGGAAAUGUUGACUUCCCAGUCACAAAAAUCAACUGGAGCACCCUCCCAGAUUUCUCACUGGGAAACUAGGAGCUACUCCGACUACCCCCAGCUACGGCUUGUAAGGCUAACUUUACAUUUCAAUAUGGCCGCUCCUAGCAUCAACAGGAGUAAAAUGAUGUGGAAAACUUUUAUUUUCCAGGACACACAUGUCUUGUGUGUCUUUAGUUUAGCUAGCUGCAGUUAAUGCUAGCUAAACUAAACCUGAACUGAUUUAUUUUAGCUAUUUUAGCUGACUACAGUUAGCUAAAUUAACGUAGUUUAGCUAAACUUCUUUAGCUAACUAUGACUACAUUAUCUAAACUACAGUUAUCUAACCCCCUACAGUUUAGCUACAGUUUAGCAUAACUAAACUGUAGCUAGCUAAACAAGUUUAGCUAAUUCCAUCAUCCUUAUAUUAUCACACUCAUAUUUAGUUUAGCUAAGCUAGAAACUACAAUGGCUCUAAUACACCAUCAUACAUUUCUUCUCUCAGUCCAGAAGAAAUUUAGAGCCACUAACGAUACCUGACCUUUACAAAACAAACUUGUCAAAUAAGUGUAUCUAAAAUAGAUUAUCUAAGCUAAUUUAGUUUAGCUAUAUCUAAACUAGUUCAGUGUAGUUCACUCUAAACUGAACUAAACAAAAAAUGCUAUUUGAAAAGUAAAGCUUAAAAUUAUGUACGUAGAGGAACUGCAAACAAUGUGUAUGGGGGCCGCCAUGUUGAAAUUCCGACUCUUUAACUGGAACGCUGUUAACUCUGGUUGGACGUCAAACCCAGCUCCAAGUUACGACUUCAGGGGCAACGGGAAGUCAUGGUUGUUUUGAAGCAUUGUGAUUAGCUGACAGGUUUAUCUUUUGCUACACUGCCCCUAUGGGUUUGGCAUAUUUGCAACAAAACUCAGUGUCAGAUUAAAAAAGGUGUUUAGUAAAACAACCCCUGUAAUCUCUGCUGAUCUUCUGAAACUGGCUAAUCCUCCAAACAAAAGCUUUUAUUUAACAGACAGGCUCUUUGUGUUCAUGUCCCAUUUCUUAGUAGAAUAUUUUAACCACAACCCAGCUGUGACUUAAUAGCAAAAAGGCCAGAAGGUCAAAUCCAGACAACCAGAUUCACCCCAAACAACAACACGGCUCAGAAAAGCUUUAAGAAUUAUUAGGUCCUUAAGUUUGACCUAAAUAGCUAUUUAGGUCAAACUUAAACCCAUUUGUCUGGUCAUUUUUUUCUUUUAUUUUAGAAUAAAGAAAAACACAAAGCCAUUUAAAAAAGAGGAAGGAUUUUUCUUCUGUUUAAAAUAAUAAAGAGGAGCAGAUAGUUUCUAACUUUUAAUGGUGUAAAAUAGAUCUAAAGCAAUAUUACGGAUACUUUUAGUUGAUAGCAGGUUUAAGUGGCAAAACAGGCUGCAAAUAAUGCAAACUCCAAAACGUACCAAGAAAAAACAAAUACGACAGAAAAAUACUGCAAUCGCAGGAAAUGGAAGCAAAAAGGAGAAAUGGCAAAAAUAACAGCAAGUAUAAAACUCUGCAAACUUGUUCAAUAAAGUAGAAGUCAUCCACACCACUAGGGGGCGACAGCACUUAGGAUCAGACCUUCAGGAAAGACGGGAUGUCCAGGCAAAAGCUGGAGGACUAAAGUAAACUUUAUUAAUACAGAGGAAAAUAUGAGCUGCUCACAAACCAUCCAUAAAAAUACAUUUGUAACAUAUUAAAAAAAUGCACAAGCAUAUAUAAAUACUACAACAAAGGCAACAGAAGGAAGAAAUCAAUUUCCCUAAUUUUCACUCUCCCCUAUUUAUGUUAUUACCAGCUCUUUACUCCCCCUAUUGGUCUGGAGUUUGCAGUCAUGUAUACCUGCUGUUUUUUUUGUUUGUUUGUUUUUUUGCUUUUUGCAUAAUUUUUUCUUGUGGUUGCAUCAUUGCGUUUGUGAGUUUUUGGAGUUUGGAUUCAUUCUGUUGAAGAAAUUCAAUCAAAUUAUUCCACAAAAGGCUGAAAAAAUGACUAAAACCUGCCACAUUUACAAAAAAGUAUCCAUAUUUUAAAAUAUGCUGUAUCAUUUUAGGCCAAAGUUGUUGGGAGCCUAAAAAGCUGCAUUAUGUCCAGGAGGAAAUCGUUCUGCGAAAGUUAAUGAGUGAAAUAUUUGUGUGUGAGAAAACCACCUUGUGGAAAUAAUAGGACGUAAGCAUAACCCAGAAUAUGCUUGAGUUUUGCUUCAUGAUGCUGAGUUUUUCCCCUCUCUGAAGACUUUCUCUAGUUUCCCAUGAAGGCCGGUCAUCUGAUACGGAGGGAAAGUAAAGUCCUGCAUUCCUAACAAUGUGUCCGCUUGUCUCCUCCUCACCUUACCAAACUGCAGUGACGGAUGAAAGUUUAAUUCGGCGGCUGAGCCUUCCUGCUGCUUCCUGUGUACAGAUGUACAGUCCUCUUCAUUUAAAACCUGUUUUUUAUUGUUUGAGCAGAAACAGCUUUCCUUCAAUAAAUGUUCUGAAAAUCCA